AUGCCCUUCAUUUCAUUUUUAGCUAUUAUUUUAUUUAUAUGGAGUUGUCUAUAUCUUAUUGAUCAUUAUUUAAAAGUAUCUGGAUAUCAAUUUUAUAUUAAUUUUGUUGAAAGAUACUCAUUAACAAUCUCAGUACUUCAAUUAAAACUUUAUAUUAAUAAAAUUUCACCAAAUUCUGCUUUUUCUUUAUCACAUGAAAGAAAUACUAAGUUUUAUGAAAGAUUUAGUAAAUUACUAAGUAUAUGGUUUGCUGUUGGAGGUUUUGGUGGUUUAGUAUGCUUUAUUGGUAUUAGUAUAUAUCUUGUAUAUAGACUUGUUUCGGAUUUAUCAUCAUUUAUUUCAUUACUGGUAUUAAAUAAUGAUUCUCUACGAACAUAUCCAAUUGCCUUUCAUGAUAAAUUUAUUAAUGAUAGCAUUAUGACAACACAAAAACCUAUUGAUGCUGUUGAUACAGCAAUAUUAUAUGCUGUUUCAAGACACCAACAACCUCAACAAACUGGUAUAACACCUAUAAUUCCAGGAGUUAAUUUACCAUUAUCACAAAUACCUAUAUUUAUUGUUGUCCUUAUUAUAUGUGGAGUAUUUCAUGAAAUUGGUCAUGCUAUAGCAUCACUUCAUUCUUUCACUGAUAUCAAUACACAACAAUUAGAACGAUUGUCUUAUUCAAGUAAAUUGUGGAUAUUUUGUGCGGGUAUUUGGCAUAAUCUAACAUUAGCAGCAUUAUUUGCUUUAUUAUUUUUUACCUCACCAUUUUUGUUAUCACCAUUAUAUAGUGAAAAUAAUGGAAUACUAGUAACAGAGGUAUUCGAAGAAAGUGGUCUCUCAGGAAUUGCGGGUCUUCGUCCAGGGCAUAUAAUAACCUCAAUAAAUGGGUGUGAUGUUUAUAAUAUUUCAACAUAUUUUGAUUGUUUAAAUGCCAUAGAAAAGGGUGUUCACCCAAAUGGAUAUUUAAUUGAUAGUGAAAUGGUAUAUCAACAAACUGCUUCAAGUUAUGAUAUUAUUGAUAAUGAAAUAAGAUGUUGUGAUGAGUUUCAAAAUACUACAAUAUCUUCUCAUCUUUGUUUUUUAUAUAAUAAACCUCAUGAAAUUAAAGAAAUUGCUUAUGUAACAUUGGCUGUUGAGUUUAAAGAAACAUUAGGAAUUAAAAAAACUAAAAAAAAAAAUUUAAAUUUAUUUCAAAAAAAAUUUUCAUGUUUCCCAGCUAAACAAGUUACAGAUCUUGGGAAAUGUUUUUAUGAUUCAAAAAGUAUAUAUAAUAAAUUAGAUAAUAUGGAAUGUGUAACACCGGCACUCUUUAAUGGAACAUUUUUGGUACGGUUAGAAAUUAAAAAUGAAGAAAAACCAGUACUAUUUAUAGGAAAAUUAGAUGAAUUAAGAUUUAUGAUUGAUGCUCAUCAUUUAACACCAAGAUUUUCAUUUUUACCUACCUGGCCACCAGUUAUUAUAGAAUUAAUGGGCAAUUUAUUUGUAGGACAAUUAUUGAAUAUUAUUAUGGUGGUAAAAGAAGAAGAAAAAAAGAAAAAACAAUUGCAUUAA
Molecule: messenger RNA, 1536 nt
Organism: Strongyloides ratti
Lineage: Eukaryota; Metazoa; Nematoda; Chromadorea; Rhabditida; Strongyloididae
Product: Membrane-bound transcription factor site-2 protease
Exons: 4
Coding region: 1-1536 (511 amino acids)
Biological process (GO): regulation of response to endoplasmic reticulum stress; membrane protein intracellular domain proteolysis
Cellular component (GO): cytoplasm; membrane
Molecular function (GO): metalloendopeptidase activity; protein binding
Source: RefSeq, a predicted model, not a curated record